CUCUGAGGUGCCCACAUCCUGACCAUGACGACGGAGCUGCCUGGUGCUGCACUGGACGUGCACCGGCGCCGCCUUGCGCCUGGAGCCAUGCUGCUAUCGCCUGAUCUCCUCGAAGCCAUCGCGACGUACUUGCCUUACGACGGCAUGUCGGCGUUCCUCACAGCGCUGCCCGAGCAGCUGCGCACACCAGGGCUGCAGCUCCUCGCGACGCUUUCGAAAGCUUUUGGCCUUCAAGUCUUUUGGCCCUCGCUCAACAUUACCGUUCUCACGCAGCUUGAAAAUGCCAACGAUGUGCUCGCCCAGCUACUCCCCGUGAACCCGCGCCUACGUGUCACCGACACGUACACACUGCGCCGCGUGCCAGUGGUCGUCACGCCAACACCCACGUGGCCGACGCUUGACCGCAUCUCCCUCACGGUGAACGCGGCGCUUCACCUCCACGUCACAGAGCAACGCUCUCACAGCGCUGGUGACCUUCUCGUGUCAAUGCAAGGCGUGACGAAGCUCUCGCUGCGCGCGACUCACAAGGUGCGCUUUCCGGACGCUGCAGCCGAGGCGCUUGCCGCUUGGAUCGAGGCGACACCGCUCACGUAUCUGAAAAUGGACAACUUUGGCGAGCUCUCGUCACGACACCGCUUUUGGUCAAAGCCCACACUUGUAUCUCUGGCGCUGCCCAACACAGACUUUCUACUCGAAAACGGCGGUGGCACCACGUCACGCCACCUGACGCACCUCGACCUCUGUCUCUCGGGCGCGUCGCCGAUGCAGAGCGUCACCGGCCUGUUUAUCAAGAGCCCGCUGCAGUCGCUCCACCUCUCUCUUCCCUAUACGGCAACCCACAGGGACAUGCACUCGACGCAGCACUUUCUCGACGUCGACCUGCCGCAACUGCACCAGCUUUUGACGCUGCGCUUGACCAACCUUCGCCUCUCGACGAUCCACUGCCUCACGCUCGCGCCUUUCGUGCCGCGCUUGACGCAUCUCGAUCUUACGUCCAGCAAGAUGGGCGACGCCGGCGUGCUUGCCCUCGCUCCGUUCCUUCGACAUACACUGCACCUGGAGACGCUCGCGCUGGCCGACCAAGGCUUUGGUGACGUCGGUGCGUCCGCGCUCUCGACCGCACUCAUGCACGCAAAGCAUCUGCGUACGCUGGACCUUGGCUGCAACGCCAUCGAGGUUGCUGGUGCCACGGCGCUGAGCAGCCUCCUCGCGCAUCUCCCACGACUGGCCAAAUGGCGCAUUGGCAACAACCCGCUGGGUGCAAACGGCGUUGCUGCUCUCUUGCAUGCGUGGACGUACGUGGAGCUCACGACGACGACAUUGAUUGACGCCAGAGGAACCAUCGGCCAAAAGGACGACCAGCGGGUCUGCAAAGCUCUCCUCUCGGAUCUGCCGCCGUACCGGGCGUGCUUGAUAUCGUGCGCGGUCAAGAGGCCGCGAGAGCCUUUGGACCUGGUUGCAUGGGUCCGUGGCGAGCGACAAUUGCCGUGA
Saprolegnia parasitica CBS 223.65 is the source of this 1491-nucleotide messenger RNA. RefSeq lists its product as hypothetical. Gene Ontology annotation, cellular component: cytosol; nucleus; perinuclear region of cytoplasm. The record is from RefSeq and is a predicted model, not a curated record. Gene Ontology annotation, molecular function: GTPase activator activity; small GTPase binding. The transcript is spliced from 2 exons. Gene Ontology annotation, biological process: nucleocytoplasmic transport; activation of GTPase activity. Bases 25 to 1491 code for a protein of 488 amino acids. Lineage: Eukaryota; Oomycota; Saprolegniomycetes; Saprolegniales; Saprolegniaceae.